Molecule: messenger RNA, 1461 nt
Organism: Medioppia subpectinata
Lineage: Eukaryota; Metazoa; Arthropoda; Arachnida; Sarcoptiformes; Oppiidae
Source: the annotation of a GenBank genome assembly
UUCCUGAAACAUAAUUCUUGUGAUCACUUGAGAGUAUUUGAAACGAAUUUCAAUGUGAAUAUAAUUUACCGCAACUUUCAAUCGGGUUAUUACCCUCUCUAUUCGCAAAACUUUAUUAGACAUAAUAAGAAUCUGACAAAUGAAGACAAUUUACUUAAAAAUGAUCAACUUUUCGACUUCUUAUUUAAUUUAUUCAAAGACCAAAAGCAAGAACUAAAUGUCGGAAAAUUCUUGUCGUCGUUGGCGGAGAAGGGAAUCAAGAAAACGGAUCCGCGUUUGGAUAAAAUGGUCGAAAGAUUGAAAGCGAUUCUCAUUGAGAGGAAAGAAAGCGGAAAUAUAGAGGGUUUGACUCUCGAUAAGGAUCUCUGCAAAAGUAUAUUCCAGGAAAAUCUAAUUCUGUUCAGUCGGGCGUUUAAAGACGACUUUGUUAUCCCAGACUUCACUGAAUUCUGUAAAUAUAUUGAAGAAUUUUAUUGGAAAUGCAAAGCAAACAUCGGGGGAAAAGUGGCCGCUUAUAUCCCACAAUUGGCUAAAUUUAAUCCGGCAGAAUAUUGGGGCGUAAGUGUGUGUACAGUGGAUGGACAGCAGUAUUCAAUCGGAGACACAGGCAUUCCCUUUACGAUUCAGUCGACCGGAAAGCCUGUCAAUUAUGCGAUCGCUCUCAACGAACUCACGUGUAAUGUUGUGCACAAAUACGUGGGUCAGGAGCCCAGCGGCCGUAUGUUCAACGAACUGGUACUCGACCACAAUCGCAAACCCCAUAAUCCUAUGGUCAACGCCGGCGCUAUUGUCAUCUGCUCUCUACUCAUGCAUCUAAUCAAACCAGAGAUGAGACACUCGGAGAAGUUUGAUUGGGUCAGCAAUUACUACAAAAGUCUUUGCGGCGGUGAAUACAUGGGCUUCAAUAACGCAACCUUUUUGUCUGAAAGAGAAGCCGCCGACAGAAACUUUUCCAUCGCUUACUUUAUGAAAGAAAACAAAUGCUUUCCCGAAAAGGCUGUCCUCAAAGACAUUAUGGACUUUUAUUUUCAAAUGUGCUCUUUGGAAGUGAACUGUCAUUCUGUAAGCGUGAUGGGGGCCACUCUCGCCAAUGGGGGCAUAUGUCCCGUCACUAAUGAGACAGUUAUCACCAAUUCUUCGGCGGUUAGAGAUUGUCUAUCGCUAAUGCACUCGUGCGGAAUGUAUGACUAUUCGGGACAGUUUGCCUUCAGAGUAGGUCUUCCCACCAAAUCAGGAGUGUCGGGUUCAAUGAUGGUAGUGGUGCCUAAUGUGAUGGGAAUCUGUGUUUGGUCGCCACCUCUGGACGCUUACGGCAAUUCUGUGCGAGGGGUCGAGUUCUGUGAGGAACUCAUCUCAACAUUCAAUUUCCAUCACUACGACAACCUCUUCCACAGCAAAAAUAAAUUGGAUCCCAGAAAGAGAGGCUUCACUUCAAAGACUAAAACUUUAAAUAACGAUUAA